AUGGUCGCCAUCAUUCCUCUACUUUCUUUCUUAGUCCUGGCAAUCAAGUUUGUUUCUGGGGCCUCCCCGCAUCCUCCACCAAGAAGCAAAACCUGUGUUGUUCCAUCAAAAUACCUCGCCUCGAAUGGCACUGCAGAUGACUCCCCCGCAAUCGUUUCAGCAUUAGCCAAAUGCUCGAAGGACGCUGUAAUUACUUUCUGUGAGGGAGUAAAUUACAAUAUCUUCAACCCAAUAUCUGCCAAAAAUUUGUCGAAUGUCGAAAUUCGAAUGCGAGGCAACCUCCAUCUACCUCAGAAUAUUACUGCUGUUCAAAAACUUGUCAACAUUUCGAAUGCUCUCACAUAUUUAACAACUUUAUACUGGAUCGCCGUCGCUGGUCCGUCUAUAGACUACGUUAGUACAGAUAAUGUUACGAACGGUUGGAUCGACUCCUAUGGGCAGGCGUGGUGGGACUUGAAUCCCGUCAAUGGAACAGGAACGCUGCUUCGACCUCACCUGCUCAGCUUCAACACCACGAAUGUCUCUCUCCGACAUUUCAAAUCCCGCAAACCUAUUGCCUGGAACGUCCAAUUAAUCGGCAACAACAUCACCGUUAGUGACGCAAUCAUCGACGCGUACUCAACAACUGCGAGUUUUCCCUUCAACACCGACAGUUUUGACGUGACGGGAACGAACAUCAAAAUCACUAACAGCGUAAUAUUCAACGGUGACGAUUCGAUCGCUGUACAGUCUGGCUCACACAAUGUCCUUUUUGAGAAAGCCACAAUCGGAUACCAAACCCACGGAAUGAGCAUCGGUUCCCUCGGCCAAAACCAAGCAUCCUUCGCCAACGUCUCAAACAUUACUUUCAACGAUGUGGCAGUCAUAAAUGGUGUCUAUGCAGCACGGUUCAAAUCUUGGAUCGGAGGUCAAGGUCUUGCUAAGAACAUCACAUGGUCCAAUAUCCGGUCUUACAACGUCUCCUUCCCUAUCUUUGUCACACAAACAUACUUCAACCAAGGGUCUUCUCAAACACAGCUUGAGACUGGUGGAGUUGUUGGUAGACCAAACAAUUCCACGGUCAUCAUGAAAGAUUUCAUCUGGGUGAAUUUUACGGGUACGAUUAACACAUUCAGUCCUGGCGACGGAAGCUGUGUUACCGACCCAUGUUGGUACAACGCCGGUCUGCCAGACUUGAAGCACACUGAAGCAAUUAUCGUAGAGUGCAAUACGAAUUCUUCUUGUUCGAACUUUGUGACGAAGAACAUUGAGUUGUUCCCGCAGGAUAUGGAGGCUCCGACGGUGGUGUGCUUCAAUGCCACGGCGGCCUUGAAUCCGAAAUUAGGGUUUGAUUGCAGGAAUGGCACGUUUAUUCCAGCGUAA
This is a messenger RNA of Hyaloscypha bicolor E, 1362 nucleotides long. Its product is annotated as glycoside hydrolase family 28 protein. Lineage: Eukaryota; Fungi; Ascomycota; Leotiomycetes; Helotiales; Hyaloscyphaceae. The transcript has a single exon. Gene Ontology annotation, biological process: carbohydrate metabolic process. The record is from RefSeq and is a predicted model, not a curated record. Bases 1 to 1362 code for a protein of 453 amino acids. Gene Ontology annotation, molecular function: polygalacturonase activity.